AUGGCUUACAACUUUGUCGACACUCCGCGCACCGACAUGGCCGACCUGACGCGCUUCGAUGCCGAUGCUCUGUCUNUUUCCAUGGAGCAACCCUUUCCCUCGCCCUCCAAGGAUCCCAAGAAUGACCUCGUCCGCCAGAUGAAGGCCCGGCAAGGCGCUGCACAGUCUAUCAAAACUCCACGCGCUCGAAACAAUCUAGUCAAUGCCAGGAACGGUCCCUCCAAGAACGAAUUCACUCCCCUACUGAAGAGUGCCGCACACAACCGCUUCCGAUCAAGAGAGAACAAGGAGAAUCACAACGAUUUGCUCAACAGCGUCUUGAGUGGCCGCGCUCCUGCUACGCCUGCUUAUCUCAAGCCUGGUUACGUCGAGUCUCACACCCCAGGACUGCCUGUCAACAGCAGUAUCAUGGAGCACGAUCACACUGGUAGCUCUCAGGGUGAGGGAACACCCGUUCCACCGGCCAUUGCAAGCAGCAGCAUCAUGUCUACGCCCAUGCCCAUGCUGCCUCAAAGAGAUGGUGGCUUGGUAGAUCAAGGCAACGUCCUCACACUGCGCGAACAAGAAGCUGUGAGUUCCACCUUUGCCGAUAUUGUCUGGCGAUCAAUGCUGAUCCUCACUUUCAUAGNNAAACUCGAUGCCGUGACGAAAGAAAACUUCAACCUGAAACUCAAGAUUCAUUUCCUGGACGAGAACCUGAAGCGCACCGGAACAGAGUAUCAGCAAGAAGUCAUCAAACAGAACACCGAGCUGAAGACCGACAACACCCAACUCUCCCACGAGCUCAAAAAGCAGAGAAAGGCCAUCGAGCGCGCCGAAGCCGAAUUAGAGCAAUACCGCCAACAGCUUCGCGAUUACGCCGAGAAGAUCAAAAGGAAGCACACGGAUGACAUAGUCAAGGAAGAGAUGGAGCGUUUGCGCCAACAAGCCGAGAAGAAUCAGAACCUGGCAGACGAGCGAGAGGAGCAGAUCAACGAGCUACAGCACAGACUCAACAACGCCGGAAACUCCUCGAACGAGAAGGUCAAAGAUCUUGAGGAUGAUAUGGCCGAUCUUGAAGCUGAAAUUCGGGCAAAAGAGAUUGAUCUGGACACAAAGGACGAGCAGAUUGAGAAACUCCAAAAGAAACUCAAGGAAGCACAGUCUGACGAUGGUGAAGCCGAGGGUUUGCGUGAAGACAUUGCCGACCUUGGAAGCCGAAGUACGCGCCAAAGAACAGGAAGUCGACUCGAAGAACGACGAAAUCGAAUCUCUGAAACAAAAGCUCAAGGAAGUCCAGACCGAUGA
Messenger RNA from Aureobasidium musti, 1287 nucleotides. The record is from the annotation of a GenBank genome assembly. NCBI's taxonomy places the organism in Eukaryota, Fungi, Ascomycota, Dothideomycetes, Dothideales, Saccotheciaceae.